UAUUACGUGCAGCAUUUUGGGAAAUGUAGUUCCUGCGAAAAAGAGGAAGUUAUCCUAGACGGUGUAAUGGACGACACUGAGUCUAAAAUUAAAAAGCGCGUCCUCCCGUCCUGGAUGAUCGAUGAUAACUCCCAUCCCAAGAAGCGGUGUACCACAGAGGCGAAGGGGAGGAAGAAGACACAAGGUUCGUCCCGGAAUAGAACGGUGUAUUGUAUGAACGAGAAGGAGCUGGUGGAGUGUGCACUGGAGAUACUGAACCAGGGUAAAGUACAUAGAGACAUCGAGGAGAAAAACGAAAGUGAACUACAAGAAGAUAAAGAGGACUCCUCCCUUGAUACAGACAUUGAUAAGAAGCCGGUGAUAUCCCCCGCAUCUGACAAGCCACAAACUAUUCCGCUGUCGUCUGAUGAGCUGAAGCACGACUCAGAUGACGACCCCUUAAAAUACGUCAGGGAGAUUUUUUUUUGCUGAAGAACUGUGACAAAGGUUUUUUUCUGUUUAUGUAUUUUAUUGUUAGAUCAUGAUGUUCAACUUUCUAAUAGACUUCAAGAUCUAUACUUGCUGGCAAUGAAUGGAAAUAUCUGUUUACACCCAGAGACAGAAGGCCAGUUCAGACCUAAUGCAUCUUACAACUGAGGAUUUGUGGGAGUUGUCUCUAUUCUGGAUAAUGGGUCAGGGGUUGCCUUGUUUUCUGUAUUGGUGGAGGUCCCAGUUGCUGGUUCUAGGAUAAGGCUAGGUCUACACGACAACAUUUGUCGCGCGACAUUUUGUUGCACUAAUGUCGCGCGACA
Molecule: messenger RNA, 791 nt
Organism: Bufo gargarizans (Asiatic toad)
Lineage: Eukaryota; Metazoa; Chordata; Amphibia; Anura; Bufonidae
Product: cell cycle regulator of non-homologous end joining-like
Exons: 4
Coding region: 67-471 (134 amino acids)
Biological process (GO): negative regulation of double-strand break repair via nonhomologous end joining; double-strand break repair via nonhomologous end joining
Cellular component (GO): nucleus; cytoplasm
Source: RefSeq, a predicted model, not a curated record